Python bivittatus (Burmese python) is the source of this 2055-nucleotide messenger RNA. RefSeq names its product sperm flagella and cilia-associated protein 2. Lineage: Eukaryota; Metazoa; Chordata; Lepidosauria; Squamata; Pythonidae. Gene Ontology annotation, biological process: sperm axoneme assembly. The record is from RefSeq and is a predicted model, not a curated record. Gene Ontology annotation, cellular component: manchette; sperm midpiece. Gene Ontology annotation, molecular function: protein binding.
CGGGCCGCGCUCUGCCGCGUCUUAGCCGUGCUGGCGCGAAAGGGCUGGUUGCCGUGGUGACGGGACGCGGAGCGUGGCUCGAGCCGGUCUCCAUCCAGGCGGGGAGAGGGCGCGAGCUGCGGCCGCUCGCGGCCAUGACUGGCAUUCUGUGCGAUUGGCUGAAUCGGGAAGUAAAGCUCUCGCGGACAGUGGAUUCAGAGUCUUUCUCCAGAGAAUUUUCUUCUGGUUAUCUCAUUGGAGAACUUCUAAACAAGUAUGAACUUCAGGAAGAUUUUGACCAGUUUUCACAAAGCAGGCUUGCCAAUGCAAAACUUAACAACUUUUCUCGCAUGGAGCCCACCCUUCAACUUCUGGGUGUACAGUUUGACCAAAAUGUAGCCCGAAACAUCAUGACAGAGCAGCAUGGAGCUGCUAUCAAACUCGUGUACCAAUUGUACGUGGCUCUAGAGAAAAAGAAAAAAGCAGGUCUCACUGGAGUUGCCAUGGAUGCAAUGCGACCCUCAGCUCAUGCAAAGCUUAAGAGUGUAGGAACCGAAAUAUAUCGUGAGCGACUCAAAACACUAGUACCACGCCAGGCAGACCUGUCACUCCAACAGAUUUCAGACAGCUUUCAAAACAAAGCCAAGAUUCUGGAAAGUAAGAUAGCUAGCAUGCAAUUUGUGAAGCAACAGCAAGCCAAACAGAUCCAGGAGGAAAAAAAGGUUCAAGAGCUUGAAAAGAAAAUUGUAGAAAAGCGCAGGCAAAAUGAAAUCAUGGCCAAGAUUCAAGCAGCAGUUAUCCAGAUUCCAAAACCAUUGCCACAGCAUACUGACAAAGCGAUUGAAGACCAAAAACUGCAGAAGAAGAAGAAGGAAGCAGAGAACACGUACACUGAAAUUAAGAACUUUGAAAAACAAAUGAGGAAAGAGGCUGCUCUGCCUGCCAAACUCACAGAGAGCAUGAUGAAUGCUGUAAUACAAGCACAAGAACUAUCUGUGGAAAAUCCAGCCAUUACUGAGCUACUGAACACCUACUCAGAUGAUGAAUAUAUUAGGAAAAUUCAGAAACGCCUUGAGGAAGAUACCUUUGCUCGAGAACAACGGGAGAAGAGGAGACGAAAGAUGUUAAGAGAGCAACUAAUAGCCCACGAAGCACAAGAAGAGGCAUAUAGAGAAGAGCAGCUUAUCAACCGACUUAUGAGACAGUCCCAGCAGGAGCGGAGAAUAGCUGUUCAACUUAUGCAUGUGAGGCAUGAGAAAGAAGUCCUGUGGCAAAACAGAAUUUACCGAGAAAAGCAGUUUGAGGAAAGACGCCUCAAAGAAUUUCAAGAAGCUCUUGACAGGGAGGAGGCUCUUGCAGAACAAGAGAAAAUUGAACUUGCAGAACAAACCCUUAGAGAAAAACAACUCCAUGCAAAACUUGCUGCUGAAAGAGCUGAGGCUCGCUAUGAGAAGCAUUAUGAAAUUUGCUGGGAAGUGGUUGAACAAAUCAUUGAUUUAGCAACUAAAAUAGGAGAAUAUAGAACGCUGACAAAUAAUUUAAUUCCUGCAAAGCUAAUGCGUGACUGGGAGGAACUCUUCUUAAAAGGAAAGCCAAUUUAUGAGCAAGCUGACAUCGACCAAUUGCCAGAUAAGCCGACUCCAGAACAAUUAGUAGAACUGGACAAAAUUAAUUUGCUAGAUGAGAAAGAUUAUGAUGACUAUAAGGUACUCCCAACUGAUAUGGCCUAGUGGAAGAAUAUAUAGCCCAUAAAAUCAUUGUUCAUGACUACCACCUUUGAUUUUGUGAUUGCUGCAUAAAUUUCAUAUUAGCAUAACAAGCAUUUUUGUGGAGUUAAACCUACUUCAUGCUCCAUUUUUCUAGGAUCUGGCAGUGCCUUGAUUCACUGCCAGUCUGGAUGGUUAUGCUGUCACAGUCCAUUCCGUUGCCCCCCAUAAGCAGUAACAGUAAUAUGCAAGAGCUCCAAGGUUGUGAUAAACUAUUACAAGUAGAAAUUAAACUGUAGUACGUUUGCACUGUGCUAGAAAAUGUUAACACAAAGUAAUCCACAAAACCUGAUGCGAAAUAAACACUGUC